Molecule: messenger RNA, 1722 nt
Organism: Mycena citricolor
Lineage: Eukaryota; Fungi; Basidiomycota; Agaricomycetes; Agaricales; Mycenaceae
Source: the annotation of a GenBank genome assembly
GUCACACUCUCGCGGACGCGUACUUUUCCCAAAACCAUGGACGGUCAACAAGCGAUCUACACGACGGACGAAUAUGGUCGACCAUUCAUCAUCGUCCGGGAGCAGGGAAAAAAGACGCGGACACACGGUGUAGAGGCGAUCAAAUCGCAUAUUCUCGCUGCGCGCACCGUCGCAAAUAUCGUUCGAACAUCAUUGGGCCCGAGAGGUCUUGACAAAAUUCUCAUAUCCCCCGAUGGCGAAAUUACUGUGACGAACGAUGGGGCGACUAUCUUGGGACAGAUGGAGGUCGAACACCAGAUUGCAAAACUUCUCGUUCAACUCUCAAAGAGUCAAGACGAUGAAAUCGGGGAUGGUACUACGGGCGUCGUCGUCUUGGCGGGUGCACUGUUGGAGCAGAGCGAAACAUUACUCGACAAGGGCAUUCAUCCCAUCCGAAUCGCGGACGGAUUCGAUAGAGCAUGUACGGUGGCUGUAGAGCAGCUCGAUCGGAUCUCGGACACCGUCGAGUUCUCUAAAGAGAAUACUGAGAAUUUGUUAAAAGCAUCCAUGACCAGUCUCGGGAGCAAAAUUGUGUCCAAGGAGCACAGACAAUUCGCGCAGAUCGCCGUCGACGCGGUCCUCUCCGUCGCAGACCUGGAGCGACGCGAUGUUCCCUUUGAUCUCAUCAAGGUGGAUGGCAAAGUUGGGGGUUCUCUUGCGGACACCGUCCUCAUCAAGGGUGUUCUCAUCGACAAAGACAUGUCCCAUCCUCAGAUGCCACACUCCGUCAAGGAUGCUCGACUGGCGAUCCUCACCUGCCCAUUCGAACCGCCUCGCCCCAAAACCAAGCACCAUCUUGACAUCACAAGCGUGGAGGAGUAUUCCAAGCUACGAGAUUAUGAGAAGGAGAAAUUUGCUCAAAUGAUCAAAAUGGUCAAGGACACCGGUGCCAAUCUGGUCAUUUGUCAAUGGGGUUUCGAUGACGAGGCCAACCAUCUCUUGAUGCAAAACGAGCUUCCAGCGGUGCGAUGGGUCGGUGGUCCGGAAAUUGAGCUGAUUGCUAUUGCGACGCAAGGUCGGAUCGUCCCUCGUUUCGAGGAUCUGUCAGCAGAGAAGCUGGGUAAGGCGGGUAUCGUUCGCGAGAUCUCAUUCGGUACAACUCGGGACAAAAUGCUUGUUAUCGAGGAAUGUGCGAACACGCGUGCUGUGACGAUCUUCGUGCGAGGGAGCAACAAGAUGAUCGUCGACGAAGCUAAGCGCGCUCUUCACGAUGCCAUCUGUGUUGUGCGCAAUCUUGUGGUUGAUAACCGUGUUGUCUACGGUGGCGGUGCCGCGGACAUCAGUUGUGCAAUUGCUGUCUCUCAAGCUGCGGACGAAAUUCCCACCAUAGAGCAGUAUGCAAUGCGAGCAUUCGCCUCCGCCCUGGACGCCGUGCCUCUGGCUCUCGCCGAAAACAGUGGAUUGCCACCAAUUGAGACAUUGGCCGACAUUCGAAGCAGGCAGAUCACGGAAAAAGACUCGAAACUGGGCAUUGACUGCAACGGGAAAGGAGAAAAUGACAUGAAGAAACAAUUCGUUUAUGAUCCUCUAAUUUCGAAGCGGCAGCAAUAUCUUUUGGCGACACAGCUUGUGCGUGCUGUGCUCAAAAUAGAUGAUGUCAUAACUGCAGGGGAAUCUGAAGAAUAGAUCAAUGUACACUGUCUCUGUAAUCACCUAAAUCAACCAUCUCUUAUUAGUCUCUAA